This is a messenger RNA of Elephantulus edwardii (Cape elephant shrew), 1368 nucleotides long. It is a transcript of the gene KRT35, whose product is annotated as keratin 35. The transcript has 7 exons. Gene Ontology annotation, molecular function: structural molecule activity. Bases 1 to 1368 code for a protein of 455 amino acids. The record is from RefSeq and is a predicted model, not a curated record. NCBI's taxonomy places the organism in Eukaryota, Metazoa, Chordata, Mammalia, Macroscelidea, Macroscelididae.
AUGGCUUCUAAAUGUCUCAAGGCCAGUUUCUCGUCGAGGUCCCUUAAGGGCCUGGGAGGGCCUGGAGGGGGCUCGCACCGCGUGUCCACGGUGUACUCCAGCAGCUCCUGCCGGCUCCCCAGCCUCUCCCGCGGGCCCCAGGGUUUCUCCGCAUGCUCCGCAGGGCUGGGCAGAAGCAGUUACAGGGUGGCCAGCUGCCUCCCUACGGUCUGUCUCCCCGCAGGAGGUGUUGCCACCAGCUGCAGUGUGGGUGGGGGCUGGUUCGGGGAGGGUAUCCUCAAUGGCAACGAGAAGGAGACCAUGAAGUUCCUGAAUGACCGCCUGGCUAAUUACUUGGAGAAGGUGCGCCAGCUGGAGCAGGAGAAUGCCAGCCUGGAGUGUCGCAUCCGGGAGUGGUGUGAGCAGCAGGUGCCCUACAUGUGCCCGGACUACCAGUCCUACUUCCGGACCAUCGAGGAGCUCCAAAAGAAGAACCUGUGUACCAAGGCUGAGAAUGCCAGGCUGGUGGUAGAGAUUGAUAAUGCCAAGUUAGCCGCAGAUGACUUCAGGACCAAGUAUGAGACAGAGCUGUCCAUGCGGCAGCUGGUGGAGGCCGACAUCAACGGCCUGCGCAGGAUCCUGGACGACCUGACCCUGUGCAAGUCCGACCUGGAGGCCCAGGUGGAGUCUCUGAAGGAGGAGCUGCUGUGUCUCAAGAAGAACCACGAGGAGGAAGUGAACUCACUGCGCUGCCAACUUGGUGAUCGGCUCAAUGUUGAGGUGGACGCUGCCCCACCUGUUGACCUGAACCGUGUCCUGAAUGAGAUGAGGUGCCAGUAUGAGACCCUGGUGGAGAAUAACCGCCGAGAUGCUGAAGACUGGUUCAACACGCAGACCGAGGAGCUGAACCAGCAGGUGGUGUCCAGCUCGGAGCAGCUGCAGUCCUGCCAGGCGGAGAUCAUUGAGCUGAGGCGCACGGUCAACUCUCUGGAGAUCGAGCUGCAGGCCCAGCACAGCCUGAGAGAUGCGUUAGAAUCCACCCUGGCUGAGACGGAGGCGCGCUACAGCUCCCAGCUGGCCCAGAUGCAAUGUCUCAUCAGCAACGUGGAGUCCCAGCUGGCGGAGAUCCGGGCUGAUCUGGAGCGGCAGAACCAGGAGUACCAGGUGCUGCUGGACGUGAGGGCCCGGCUGGAGUGUGAGAUCAACACGUACCGGGGGCUGCUGGAGAGCGAGGACAGCAAGCUCCCCUGUAACCCGUGUGCCUCCGACUACUCACCCUCCAAGUCGUGCCUCCCCUGUCUUCCAACUGCCUCCUGCAGCCCUGCCACGCCCCGAAUGAACUGCAGCCCACGUCCCAUUUGUGUGCCUUGCCCAGGGGGCAGGUUCUGA